This is a messenger RNA of Sabethes cyaneus, 5319 nucleotides long. RefSeq lists its product as uncharacterized. Gene Ontology annotation, molecular function: nucleic acid binding; zinc ion binding. The record is from RefSeq and is a predicted model, not a curated record. Lineage: Eukaryota; Metazoa; Arthropoda; Insecta; Diptera; Culicidae. The coding region runs from base 1 to 5319 and encodes 1772 amino acids. Gene Ontology annotation, biological process: DNA integration. The transcript has a single exon.
AUGCCAAAGAAAACGUGUUCCCUGCGGACUUUACAAGUACGGCUCCGGGGACUAAAAACGACCUUCAACAACCUGUACGUGUUUAUGGAGAAAUUUACCCCCGAUACGAAGCAGUCGGAACUCGCCGUACGACUAAACAAGCUGGACAGCCUUUGGGACAACAUCAACGAAGCCUUCAACGAGAUCGAAUCGCAUGAAGAAUCACCCGACGAUCCAGAAGCCUUCGUGAAAGAUCGGAUCGAAUUUGAAAACCGAUUUUAUACCUUAAAAUCAUUUCUACAAGAUAAAAUCGUGCCUGCUCAAGAUAGUCUCUCCGCUUCCGCCGAAUUGAAUCAGUCCAUACGCCCCACCGAUAGUGCAACCCCUAGUAAUGCCAGCCACGUAAGAUUACCCCAGAUUACGCUUCCCAAGUUUAGCGGCAAGCUAGACGAGUGGCUCACUUUCCGUGAUUUGUAUACUUCAUUGAUCCACUGGCAAGUGGAUCUCCCUGCAGUUGAAAAAUUCCACUACCUUCGCAGUCAACUGGAGGGUGAAGCCUUAGCCGUAAUUGAUACACUACCCUUAACAGCGGCUAACUAUACCGUCGCAUGGGAACUCCUAACCAAACGGUACACCAACUCUAAGUUUCUUCGCAAGCGUCAAGUACAGGCACUUUUCGAGCUGCCAACGGUUAAAAGGGAAUCAUCAGCAGAGCUUCAUUCUCUUUUAGACUCAUUCGAGAAAAUCGUAAAGUCUUUAGAUCAAGUUACUCCGGAAAAGGCCGAUUAUAAAGAUAUGUUGCUGAUCUAUGUACUUAGCACUCGUUUGGACAGUUCCACCAGAAGAAGUUGGGAGGAACACUCUUCUAAUCGGGACAUGGAUACUCUAAAAGAGUUAACGGAAUUUUUACAGCGUCGUAUACAAAUUUUAGAAUCACUUCCCAAUAAGGCCUCGGAACAGAAACCGGACCCGGUGCAGAGCAAGCUGCCGAAAAGGAUCACCCCGAUUAAAUCCUGCAAUGCUACAUUUCAGUCUCCAGUAUCCAGUAAAUGCGUAGCGUGUCCAGAAUCCCACCUACUAUAUCAAUGCCCGCAGUUCCUGAAAAUGUCAGUGACGGAAAGAGAUGCCAUUCUACGAACAAACUCAUUAUGCCGAAAUUGCUUUCGACGCGGCCACCAAGCAAAAGAAUGUGCGUCAAGGUUCUCUUGCCGUCAGUGUAGAGGAAAGCACCACACACUCGUUUGUUUCAAGGGAAAACCAUCCGAAUCUAAAUCGAACGACAAACCUGAACCCAUCUCUCCAUCAUCAGAGUCGAAGGGAGACUCGAUAAAUUCCAAGUCGGUUAAUUUGGCAACCACCAGUUCGGUAAAAUGUAAUACAACCACAGCUUCUACAACAGGCGUACUUCUUCUUACAGCAGUCGUCGUAUUGAAGGAUGAAAGCGGUCGCAAGAUUCAUGCGAGAGCAUUGUUGGACAGCGCAGCAGAAUGCAACUUGAUGAGCAGACGGAUGAGGAAUAUGUUGCAGGUUAAGGAGAGACGCAGUUCGGUAGAGGUCGUUGGCAUCCAAGGAGUAGCAUCCAAGGUUCAAGGUAAAAUUACAGUCCUCGUACAGUCCCGAGUGACGGACUACAGCCAAUCCAUGGAAAUUUAUGUCUUACCAAAAAUAUCAGCCCACGUGUCUUCAGCGGUGAUUGACACUAGCAACUGGAAUAUACCGAAGGGGGUUCAAUUGGCGGACCCAAACCUGUUUAAGGGAGAAAGGAUCGAUUUGCUACUAGGAGCCGAGUCAUUUUUCGAAUUCUUUACAUCUGGUUGUCGCAUUCGUUUAGGUGAAAAUUUACCAUUAUUAAUUGACUCCGUCUUCGGAUGGGUCCUAACAGGCAGAUACUCGGUAAACGGUUCGAUCCAAUCUGUUUUAUGUGAUGCCGCUACCCAUGUGUCUAUAUCCAGUCGGUUAGAUGACUUGCUGGAACGGUUUUGGAAAAGCGAGGAGGUUGGUUUGGAAAAUAAUUACUCGCCUCAGGAAGCCAAAUGUGAGGACCACUUUACUCGUACCACAAAGCGAUCUGCAUCUGGACGGUAUGAGGUAUCAUUACCUAAGAACGAAGAAAUCAUCGCAGAAUUAGGUAGUUCGAGAUCGAUUGCAGAGAGAAGAUAUUACCAGAUAGAGCGACGGUUGGCUCGCGAUGAAAACCUACGUGAGCAAUAUUGCAAUUUUAUGAGGGAGUAUCAAGCUUUGGGGCACAUGCGCUUGGUUUCAGAGACGACAGGGGAAGGCAACCGGUGCUACCUCCCACACCAUCCAGUCGUGAAGGAAGAAAGCACGACGACAAAGCUAAGGGUCGUCUUCGACGCAUCUGCUCGAACAACGUCAGGAUUUUCCCUAAACGAUGGAUUGCUUGCUGGUCCUGUGAUUCAGAAUGAUUUGCGUGCUAUAAUACUGCGAAGCCGCACCCGUCAGAUCAUGCUAGUAGCUGACAUAGAAAAGAUGUUUAGGCAGAUCGACAUCUGUCCCGAGGAUCGUUGCCUGCAGUCAAUACUCUGGAGGUCAAACCCACAUCAACCGUUAGCCACAUAUGAGUUAUCCACCGUAACAUACGGUACCAAACCUGCACCGUUCCUAGCAACCAGAACGCUAAUACAACUUGCAACAGAUGAAGCCGAACGGUUUUCCUUGGCCGCCAAGGCAGUGAAAGAAGAUUUUUAUAUGGAUGAUGCCAUCACGGGAGCUGAUGACCCAACCACUGCUAAGGAGCUUCGGAUUCAACUACAAGAAUUGAUGCAGAGCGGAGGGUUCGUUCUGAGAAAAUUUGCGUCGAAUUGUGAAGCAGUAUUGGAAGAUUUGCCUGCCGAAAAUCGGUCAGUUUAUUCAACUGAUGGUAUUCAUCUGGACCCCAAUUCGACAGUUAAAACGUUAGGUUUAGUGUGGAUGCCUAACACGGAUGUAUUUCGGUUUAAAUUUCGAAUCCAAUCUAUCACAAGCGAUACGGUUCUGACCAAAAAAAGGAUUCUUUCCGAAAUCGCUUCUCUCUUUGAUCCCUUAGGACUAAUCGGAGCGGUGAUUACCAAGGCCAAGAUUUUUAUGCAGUCUCUUUGGUGUUUGCGAGACGAAGACAACAAAGCAUUGGCAUGGGAUGCCAAGCUUCCAAGCAACUUGGAAAACGAAUGGUUAAGUUUUCACCAACAACUUCCUGCCCUCAACGAUCUACGCAUCGAACGGUUGGCCACUUUACCGAACCCAAUUAGUGUUCAGUUACAUUUAUUUUCAGACGCAUCGGAGAAGGCUUUUGGCGUAUGCGCCUAUCUACGAACUGAGGACGCCAGAGGGGAGGUCAAAAUCACAUUGCUAUCUUCGAAAUCAAAGGUUGCACCUUUAAAAACCCAAUCUAUUCCUAGGCUGGAAUUAUGCGGAGCACUACUCGCUACGGAUUUAUAUACCAAAAUCAAAACAGCUAUUCAUUUCACAGGAGAUACCUAUUUUUGGGUGGAUUCUGCUAUCGUUUUAUACUGGUUGCGAGCACCACCGGCGACAUGGACAACGUUUGUUUCCAAUCGCGUUUCAAAAAUUCAAAUAGCAACGGAAAACUGCCAUUGGGCACAUGUACCUGGAGAACAAAACCCAGCUGAUUUAAUCUCGCGGGGAAUCUGGCCAGAAGAGAUAAUCAACAACCAGGUUUGGUGGAAGGGACCUGAUUGGCUUCAAUCGACACCAGAUAACUGGCCUAAACUAUUACCACCUACUUCGGAGGGAUUAACAGAAGAGCGGAGGCGUGUGGCAUGCGUGGCAGCUGCACCAGAACAACCAGAUUUCUUUACUUUAUUAGUCUCACGAUUGUCCAAUUACACCGAUCUGAUUCGCACAACAGCCUAUUGUUUGCGAUUCAUACACAAUAUGAAGGCAAACCUUGGACAUCGACGAUCAACGGAUUACCUCAUGACUGAGGAAUUGCAGCAGGCAGAAGUAUUAAUUCUAUGCAGAGUACAACGAGAAGCCUUUCCAUCGGAGGUCAAUGCACUAACAAGGAAAGAAGGUGUCUCGCGAUCAUCACCCCUACGUUGGUAUAAUGCGUUUAUUGCUAACAACGGUCUGCUACGGGUAGGCGGAAGGAUAAGUCAGUCUUCACAAUCCGAAGACAUGAUCCAUCCAAUCGUACUCCCUUCUCGUCACACAGUUACCAAACAACUAAUGCGCUAUUAUCAUCAUCGUUUGCUGCACGCUGGACCACAAUUGAUGCUCAGUACUAUUCGUCUUCGCUAUUGGCCCCUGGGGGGACGAAAUUUAGCAAGGGAAAUUUAUCAUCAAUGUGUGCGUUGCUACCGCACGAAACCAAGGGCGGUUCGCCAGUUUAUGGCUGAUCUUCCUGUACCUAGGGUGACACUGACAAGGCCAUUUGCGACGACAGGCGUGGACUAUUUCGGGCCUAUAUAUGUGCGGACGGGCUAUCGGAUGCGAGCAACUAAGGCAUACGUUUCGGUCUUCGUUUGCUUUUCGACCAAAGCGGUGCAUUUGGAACUGGUCAGCGAUUUGUCAACAUCGCGUUUCUUACAGGCGUUGCGGAGGUUCGUGUCGCGUCGAGGAGUAUGCGGGAAAAUCUACUCUGAUAACGGCACAAAUUUUGUGGGUGCCAAGAAUCAAAUGGCGGAACUUCUACAGAGAUUGAAGAGCAAGGAGCAUCACGAGGCGUCAGCGAGGGAAUGCGCAGAAAACGGUACGGCAUGGCAGUUCAUACCACCCGGCGGGCCUCACUUCGGGGGCUUGUGGGAAGCCGCGGUACGGUCAGCAAAGGUACAUCUACUUCGCGUACUGGGAGACACGGUGGUUUCCUAUGAAGACAUGACGACGCUCCUGGUACAAGUGGAAGGUUGCCUAAAUUCGAGGCCCCUUACGCCUCUUUCCGAGGAUCCAGGCGACUUGCAGGCUUUAACCCCUGGACAUUUUUUAGUGGGCUCAGCUCUAAAGGCCUUACCGGAAGAGGAUUUAUCGGAGGUAUCGGAGAAGGGACUCCGGAACCAAUGGGAGAUUACACAACACCGAUACCAACACUUUUGGAAUAGAUGGAGACAGGAAUAUUUAACCCAGCUUCAGGCACGAACCAAGUGGUGGCAGCCACCUGUUGACGUCAACGUGGGUAGUCUAGUUGUCAUCCGAGAAGAUAAGAUCCCGCCAAUGCAGUGGAGAAUGGGACGCAUAACGGCAACACAUCCCGGCCCAGAUGGCAUCGUAAGGGUGGUUACUCUGCGGACGACGAAUGGUGUCAUCAAGCGACCGGUUUCUAAAAUUUGCAUUUUGCCCAUACCCAUCAUUGCUGAGACAACAGUAGGAGACAAGGAUGACUGA